This is a messenger RNA of Nezara viridula (southern green stink bug), 795 nucleotides long. NCBI's taxonomy places the organism in Eukaryota, Metazoa, Arthropoda, Insecta, Hemiptera, Pentatomidae. The record is from the annotation of a GenBank genome assembly.
AUGUCUUAUCUACUGAAUGUUUUUAAUAAAGUUUGCAAGCAAUGUCCAGUCUCUUCUCGAUCUUUUGUGUCAAGCCCUCAGAUGCAGUCCAGAGCUGGAUUAAUUUUUCGACAGCUGUUUGACCAUGAAAGCUGCACCUAUACCUACCUUCUUGGUGAUGUUUCUGCUAAAGAAUGUGUUAUAAUCGACCCUGUAUUGGAGCAGGUCGAAAGAGACACAAAACUUAUAAAUGAACUCGGUUUGAAGUUGAAAUAUGCCAUGAACACGCAUAUGCAUGCCGACCACAUCACAGGGACUGGUCUUUUGAAGAAAACUCUUCCAGGCUGUAAGUCACUUAUUUCCAAGACCAGCGGAGCUGCAGCAGAUGUUCAUGUUAACCAUAAUGAUGUAGUUCAAUUUGGUGAUUUUUGCCUCACUGUCAAAUCUACUCCUGGCCACACUAAUGGCUGUGUUACAUAUGUUUGUGAUAAAGAAAGCAUGGCUUUUACUGGUGAUACUCUUCUAAUAAGAGGUUGUGGAAGAACUGAUUUCCAGGAAGGUGAUUCUAAUACUCUUUAUGAUUCCGUUUACAAAGAAAUCUUUUCUUUACCUGGAUAUUACAAAUUAUUUCCAGCUCAUGAUUACAAAGGUUUACCUUACACUACAGUGGAUGAAGAAAAAAAGUUUAAUCCCCGCCUAACAAAGAAUAAAGAAGACUUUGUACAACUGAUGAAAAAUUUAAAUCUCCCUUAUCCUAAAAAGAUUGAUGUUGCAGUACCAGCAAAUAGAGUGUGUGGUAUUCAAGACUCAUUUUGA